This is a messenger RNA of Malania oleifera, 3005 nucleotides long. RefSeq names its product dolichyl-diphosphooligosaccharide--protein glycosyltransferase subunit STT3A. Gene Ontology annotation, cellular component: membrane. The coding region runs from base 167 to 2515 and encodes 782 amino acids. The record is from RefSeq and is a predicted model, not a curated record. The transcript has 24 exons. Gene Ontology annotation, molecular function: oligosaccharyl transferase activity. Lineage: Eukaryota; Viridiplantae; Streptophyta; Magnoliopsida; Santalales; Ximeniaceae.
UUGAGAAUUCGGCCUUGGGCCUUGGCAUGGCACAAGGGCAUUUCCGAAGUUUCAUAAGUAAGCGAGUCCGCCACAAAGUCUUCCCGUCCUUCAGGCACUGCCAGCUAGCCAGUCCCUUCUCUGCACAGCAGUCCCUCUCUUUGUUUCUGUGGUCGAUUUGGCCGCAAUGGAGGUGUCGGAGACUGCCCAAGGAGCGACCCUGCGUCACGCCUUCGGAAAUGUUUUAUCUUUCUUCAUCCUUCUUCUGAUCGGCGUUCUCGCUUUCUCGAUCCGCAUCUUCUCCGUUAUUAAGUACGAGAGCGUCAUUCACGAAUUUGAUCCUUAUUUCAAUUACAGAGUCACUCAGUAUCUCACAAAGAACGGAAUAUAUGACUUCUGGAAUUGGUUUGAUGAUCGGACCUGGUACCCUCUUGGUCGUGUGAUUGGUGGAACUGUUUACCCUGGGUUGACAUUGACAGCAGGUUCCUUAUGGUGGGUACUCAAUUCUUUGAAUAUUCCUCUGUCUGUGGAAACAGUUUGCGUAUUUACUGCCCCUAUAUUCUCAGCUAAUGCCUCUUGGGCAACCUACCUGCUGACAAAGGAAGUUAAGGGUACUGGUGCUGGACUAACAGCUGCUGUUCUUUUGGCCAUGGUUCCAUCCUACAUAUCCCGGUCUGUGGCUGGCAGCUAUGACAAUGAAGCUGUUGCCAUUUUUGCUUUGAUCUUCACUUUCUAUCUUUAUAUAAAGACGCUGAAUACAGGAUCCCUUUUUUAUGCCACUUUAAAUGCCAUAGCAUACUUUUACAUGGUUUGCUCGUGGGGAGGGUACACAUUUAUUAUUAACCUGAUUCCCAUGCAUGUGCUUCUGUGCAUUGUAACUGGUCGCUAUUCUUCUCGGCUGUAUAUUGCAUACGCUCCACUUAUUGUGUUGGGAACAUUGCUAGCCUCGUUGGUUCCUGUUGUUGGUUUUAAUGCAGUCAUGACAUCAGAACAUUUUGCCUCUUUUCUGGUUUUUAUUAUUAUCCAUGUGGUGGCCCUUGUUUAUUAUGUCAAAGGCAUUCUCAGUCCAAAGAUGUUUAAAGUAGCUGUAACGCUUGUUGUCGCUGUUGGCCUGGUGGUAUGUUGUGCUGUGAUGGCAGUCCUUGUAGCAUUGGUAGCUUCUAGUCCAACAAAGGGAUGGAGUGGUCGAAGUCUAAGUCUUCUUGAUCCAACUUAUGCGAGCAAGUAUAUCCCAAUUAUUGCUAGUGUUAGUGAACAUCAACCGCCCACUUGGCCUUCCUACUUUAUGGACAUAAAUGUGUUGGCAUUCUUGGUUCCAGCUGGCAUUAUUGCAUGUUUUUUGCCAUUAUCCGAUGCAAGUUCCUUUGUAGUACUUUAUAUUGUCACAGCAGUAUACUUUUCUGGAGUCAUGGUGCGUCUUAUGCUCGUACUUGCACCAGCAGCAUGUAUUAUGUCUGGAAUUGCAUUGUCUGAAGCUUUUGAUGUUUUUACAAGAUCAAUCAAAUUUCAGUUGCCUGGCAUAUCAGGAAAUUCAGAUAUCAAUGCAGGGGAUACUGGUUCCAAUAAUGUUGUAGCACAAACCAAUGUGGCAAUGGCUGACAAAAAUGAAGACAUGCCAAAGGAGCGUCCUUCAAAAAAGAAUAAGAAGAAGGAAAAGGAGGCUAAGGAUCCUGUGGAAAAAGCUUCUAUCAAGUCCCGAAUUCAGAAGAGGCUCUUGGUUUUACCUCUGGAGACAUCUGUCAUUGCUAUUUUAUUGCUUGUAUUUCUGGGUGCCUUCUAUGUGGUUCAUUGUGUUUGGGCAGCAGCAGAAGCUUAUUCAGCUCCCUCUAUUGUUCUAACAUCUAAUUCACCCGAUGGUGGUUUUCAUGUUUUUGAUGAUUUUAGAGAAGCUUAUGGAUGGUUACGCCACAAUACUGAGGUGGAUGAUAAAGUUGCUUCUUGGUGGGACUAUGGUUAUCAAACAACUGCAAUGGCUAAUCGCACUGUUAUUGUUGACAAUAAUACCUGGAAUAACACACAUAUUGCAACUGUUGGCACUGCCAUGUCUUCUCCAGAAAAGGCUGCUUGGGAGAUUUUUAACUCCUUGGAUGUAAAAUAUGUUCUUGUUGUUUUUGGAGGUCUUGUUGGUUACCCCAGUGAUGAUAUUAAUAAGUUCCUGUGGAUGGUUCGCAUAGGAGGUGGUGUAUUCCCUCAUAUCAAAGAACCUGAUUAUCUGAGAGAUGGUCAGUAUCGGAUUGAUUCUCAGGCCACUUCAACCAUGCUAAAUUGCCUGAUGUACAAACUCUCAUAUUACAGAUUUGUGGAGACAGAUGGCAAAGGCUUUGAUAGAGUAAGGCGGACUGAAAUUGGGAAGAAAUAUUUCAAGCUCACAUAUUUUGAGGAGGUAUUCACGACUCACCAUUGGAUGGUUCGGAUAUACAAACUAAAACCUCCAAAGAACAGAAUGCGGGGAAAGGCAAAGAAAUCAAAAUCGAAAGCAAGCACAGCAAGUAGCUCAAAAAGAAGGGGAAGAAGCAAGAAGAAUCCUUGGCACUAGAAAGUAAACUAUUUAGUAGACAUAAUCAAAGAAUAGGUCCUCUCUGAAACCUGAUUUCUGAGCUCAAAUGCAAAUGCAAGCCUCAUUUGGUUGAAAGGAUUACAUCAUCGAUGGCUUCACUGAGAAUUGUUUGCGGGCUAGUAGAAGUUUUUGACUGUAAUUCCGAACUUGGAGGCCGGAACUUGGAGUUUGGAUUUGUAUGGAUUUGGAUGAAGAACAUUACAAAUAUUGUAGCGACUUUCGUUCACAUGCACACAAACUAAAUCAAUGACUCGAAAUCUAUUCUCUCACAGUUAAAAGGGCCGGCCCUGGCAUCUGAACUCAAUAGUUACCUGUUAUUCUUCACCACAUUGUUGCACAACUGUGAACUCUUCAUGCAAUUUAUCUUCUGUUGGGAGCACAUAGAUGUAGAGCUUGUGAUUUAGAAUUUGUAUGAAAUUAGACAAAAUUUGAUUUAACAUGAAUCGAGUUUCAUUUAAUUCCACACAAA